UUGACGCAAAGACACACAAAUUUAGCAAUGAUGCUGAACUGUUUCUACAGUGUUUGCAGUUUAUUUAGAGUUGACUGGUUUUUCCUUUCAGGACCUGAGCUGGGAUGCCUGAGUCUCCUCUCAGUCCCACGGCAGCCCGUCAAACCCCAGCCAGCAGCCUCCUCAGUCACACAGACACCGGCGCCGGAGAGAGAGUAGCUAAUGGGGACUCCUGCAGUGGAGUGAGUGGAGAAAACUGGCAGAGUCUACACCAUAAACAGGUCUUUCUGGCUAUGAUGGCUCCUCAGCAGAUGCAGCAGCUCCUGACCCCCAACCAGCUGCAGGCUCUGAUCCACCAGAAGCAACAAGCCCUUCUGCUACAGCAGCAACAUCUGAAAGAGUUUUACAAGAAGCAACAACAACAGAUUCACCUGCAGCUGCUUCAACAAAAGCCCAGCAAGAAAGUCAAAGAGCUCCCUGCACAGCAGCUUGUGUUCCAGCAGCUCCUCCAGCUCCAGCAGCAGCUCCUCCGGGUUCAGAGACCGGUCCUGUCCUCUCCAGGUCACUAUGUCUCCUCUCCCUCAGUAGCAGUAGUGUCUGUUGAUAGCAAUGCUGGUUUCAGCCCUGCAGAGAUGCAGCAGAUGUGGAAAGAGCUCACAAACGGAAUAACGAAUGAAGAUAAAACCACAUCGAAGGGCAGCCAGGACUCUUCUGCUAACAACAUCAUGUCAACUAAAGUCACAGGGAGGCAGACCGGUGACCGGCAGUCUUCUUCUCCUCGCAGGGCAGAAUGUGCUGUGAAAGCUGAUCGCGCUGCCACGCAUGCUCUCUACGGUCACGGUGUGUGCAACUGGCCCGGAUGUGAGUCGGUGUGUGAAAACUUCAGCCAGUUCAUCAGGCACUUAGGCAGCGAGCACACUCUGGACGACAGAAGCACGGCGCAGUGCCGAGUCCAGAUGCAGGUGGUUCAGCAGCUGGAGCUUCAGCUCUGCAAAGAACGGGAGCGUCUGCGAGCGAUGAUGGCUCACCUGCAUCUGCCGUCUUUAGAGUCUCAGUCCAUCUCUGCACCUGCGAGUCUGCAGUCGCCACGAUCUGAUACGACCGCUGACCCACACGGUCUUCAGCUCAGCUCAGUCGCUGCCACCGACAACCUGCCCUCGCUGAGCCCGUCAGACUCGCCCCGAGUGUCCCCACGACCUCCGGCCCCUCUUGGCACCACAUCCCAGGGGAGUGAAGAAGAGUCACCCACUCAUACAUCAUCAUGUGCCGGGGCCAUAAGACAUCGCCAUCACCCUUUGGUCUUCUCGCUGUCCUCAGAAAAUGAAUAUGAGCUCUACAAGAAUACCGACAUCAGACCACCUUUCACCUACGCAACACUGAUAAGACAGGCUAUUAUGGAAACAUCAGACAUGCAACUAACACUCAACGAGAUAUACAACUGGUUUACACGGACGUUUGCUUAUUUCAGACGCAACGCUGCCACUUGGAAGAACGCAGUACGCCACAACCUGAGCCUGCACAAGUGUUUUGUGCGUGUGGAGAAUGUGAAAGGAGCCGUGUGGACGGUGGACGAGGUGGAGUACCAGAGGAGGAGAUCCCAGAAGAUCACAGGGAGUCCGUCGCUGAUGAAAAAUGUGUCCUCCAACCUUGAUUUCGGGAGUGUUCUGAAUGCCAGCUUGCAGACGGCAUUGGCUGAGGCGACGUCGCUGCCAGGAUUCAAGAAGGAGUGUUCCAGCAGGAGUCGGACACAAGAGAACAAAGCAACAAGUAAACAAAACUUCUCUCCACGAGUCCAGCAAUCUCUUUUCCUUAAAGACGAAGUGCUGAAUCUGAGCGACCACGAAUCUCUGAUGCCAACGGUGAAGCCAGCCGGUCUGCAGCACGACGUGACUGAAGAUGACGAAGAGCAUUUGUUUGACCUUGAAUGACGAGAGAAUAGAAAAGAAUCAGUUACAGAGCAGUAAAGGAAGUCUUCAUUUAACAUUCAGGGAGGUGGACCACAGUUUAUACCAUCUGAACUUCAUGUUCAUCUUCAGUGUGUAGUGCAAGGCGGCCUGAAAAUCCUCACCAAAAUAUUAAUAUUUGAUGAAAUACACAUCCAAAUUAAGAUAUUUUGAACGGUGGUUCAUUAUAUGGUUCCUAUACUUAUGAAAACUGAUUUUGUUCACAUGUCUGCAGCAGUCAAAUUUUGCUUUUGACAUUUCAACCUUAAAGAAAAGAAAGUGGAAUACAGUGCCACCUGUAGUUUUUGGGUUGGCCUAUUACCUGAUUAUUUCCUGCUUUUCUGGUCAGCUAGAGAUUUUAUUUUAUUUUUUAAAGAGGACCUAUUAUGCUUUUGCCCUUUUCCUUUAGUGUGUUAUAUAGUUUUUUGUGAAUGUAAAAGGUCUGCAAAGUUACAAAAACCAAAGUCCUGCUCCUAAAACUGUCUGAAACGCCUUGCUUGAAGUCCCGCCUUUUCUUCCGUAACGUGGUGAUGUCACCAAGUAACACAUUUUACCUAUAGCAGCUAUAGUUUUGGCACGCCCUCAAACAAAGCUAGUUAGAGUGGAG
Sebastes umbrosus (honeycomb rockfish) is the source of this 2529-nucleotide messenger RNA. RefSeq names its product forkhead box protein P2-like. The coding region runs from base 105 to 1907 and encodes 600 amino acids. Gene Ontology annotation, biological process: regulation of transcription by RNA polymerase II. Gene Ontology annotation, cellular component: nucleus. Gene Ontology annotation, molecular function: DNA-binding transcription repressor activity, RNA polymerase II-specific; RNA polymerase II cis-regulatory region sequence-specific DNA binding. The record is from RefSeq and is a predicted model, not a curated record. NCBI's taxonomy places the organism in Eukaryota, Metazoa, Chordata, Actinopteri, Perciformes, Sebastidae. The transcript has 15 exons.